Molecule: messenger RNA, 3539 nt
Organism: Hippocampus zosterae (dwarf seahorse)
Lineage: Eukaryota; Metazoa; Chordata; Actinopteri; Syngnathiformes; Syngnathidae
Product: vasorin-like
Exons: 2
Coding region: 346-2472 (708 amino acids)
Molecular function (GO): protein binding
Source: RefSeq, a predicted model, not a curated record
UAAAUCCCUUUUUGUUGAGUGUUUUUUUGUCUAAUUGUUGAGUGCGCACAUAUUGCAGUUCGGGACUGGAGAGGCAGGUAGUCCCCGCCUCGCCUCUCCUUUUGUGCACCUCCUCCUUCAAGUGUUUCCCCGUGUGUGGAGUGGAGGCGAAACACUGCCGCAGUUUGGAUUAAGACACGCAAAGAGAAUAGACACGGGGCCGGAUCGUCGUGGAGACUUUCCGCGUGAACGGACGCUCACCGCGGUUGUGUUUAUGCAGAAAGUUUGGAUACAUAGUUUGGACCCGAACAUAUAUCCCGCUUGGAUUUGAUUCGUCGUAAAGGAGUUCCAAGCCCUGGAAUUACCAUGUUGUUUAAUCUCGUGCUCCUCUUCCUCUCCUCAAGUCUGGUUUUAUCCAUCGAGUGCCCAGAAGAUUGUACUUGUAACAGUCCAGGAUCAAUAUUCUGCAUCGUUCGACGGUCCACCACUGUGCCCCGGGUUCCAUCCAGCACCAUCAAUCUUUACAUCUUCCAAAACGGCAUCAAUGCUCUGACCCAAAACGACUUUGUGGGUCUUGGAGACUUGGAUUUGCUAGAUCUAAGCCAGAAUGAGCUGAGAGAGGUUCCAGACGGUGUAUUCAAGAUGCUGUCGAAGCUGAAGAACUUGGACCUGUCCUCCAACUUCAUCACUCACAUUUCCAAAGAGAGCUUUUCUGGCUUGGUCCAGCUGGAGAGACUGUAUCUCCACCAAAAUCACAUCCAGAGCAUCCAACGAGAAGCUUUUGAAGGUUUAGAAAUGCUACUGGAACUCAAGCUCCAAGGGAACGAACUCAUAUCUUUGCCGUCUCUUAAUUUACCCAGGCUUCUGCUUCUAGACCUGAGUUACAACAACAUCCCCACCUUGCAUGUCUCAGACCUUCAGACACCCCACUUAGAAACCCUGAAAAUGGCGUCUCUCGGGCUUGUUUCUCUAGAUGAAGAUCUUGUUGCUUUUCUAGGGAACCUCCACGAGCUAGACAUCUCCAUGAACCAACUCACAGCGGUUCCCCAAGCCCUAAAGAAGGACUCCCUAAAGGGCUUGAUCAAGCUCAAUCUGGCUGCCAACCCACUGGGUGAGCUCAGGACAGAAGACUUUCAGAAACUCACCGGGCUCCAAGAAUUAGAUCUCAGUGGUCUCAAUCUUCAGGGCUUUCCCCAAGACUUUUUCCAGUCUUUCCCCAAACUUGUACAUCUGGCAGCAGCUGAAAAUCCAUUUAAUUGUUUGUGCCCCCUCGCUUCGUUUGCGGUUUGGCUGAAAGAGAAGAAUAUAAAUCUGGGGAGGCUUAGGGAGACCAGGUGCCACUUCCCUCUAGCUAAUGCCGGGAAGAUGCUUUCAGCACUGGACCACACAGAUUUUGGCUGUCCACCGACCACAACUUUACUGAUGAAAUCACUCAUGGGGAGUACUCCAGCGCCACAGGAUCCUACGACAUUCCAAGAAACAACCCAUACCAAUGCAAUUCCUCCUCCUCCGCCACCACCAAGUGAACAAAGCCUGGACUCAAAAACAGACCCGCUUCCAUCAGAGGUUACCGCCUCUCCAAGCUUCACUAGUGGGAAAUAUGACCAGCACAUCUGUCCACCAAAUAUUUGUCUCAACGGUGGCAUUUGUAACUUUGACCCAAUAGGGCAACUGGGGUGUCUGUGUCCUUCAGGAACAUCUGGACUCUACUGUGAAAAUGUCGACAACACUACGGAACCACCAAAACCUCUGGGAACAGAAGUGUCUGUUGAAGAGUCCACGCUUCGUGCAGAACUUGAUGCCAUCAGCUCCCGCCAAGUGACCUCCACCUCUAUUCUUCUCGAUCUGCACCUCUUCAUUAAGACACGACCAAAUAUCCGUGGCAUCAGGCUGACCUACCGCAAUCUCUCUGGCCCCGACCGCCGCCCCAUUAUUUUGAGCGUGCCGGCAUCCUAUCCGGAGUACACCCUGCGUGGACUCAGACCCAACUGUACCUACUCCGUCUGCGCGAGCCCUCUCGGGGAGAGAAUGACCACAAGGGCAAACAGCUCAGUGGAGACGGGGUCAUGUACAGAAGCUCGGACGGCAGGGGUUCCUCUGGCAUCCUUAGAACCCCGAGUGGAGACUCAAAGCUCACUCAUGAAUACUCUCAUUCCUGCAAUAGCUGCUCUGGCACUGGUGCUGGGGUUGGCAUUGGUGGUCUGUCUGAUCAUCUGUCUCCGGAAGAAGAGGCAGCGUAAAGCGGGAAUGGAGCUCGAGCUGGGUCCUGCAGAUCCUGACGAUUCAAUGGAAGUGGACGGCAUCAAGGCAUGUCCGGAAGAUGGGGGAAACGGCCCACUACCCCACAAACAGACAGAAACUGACCGUUGUCACACUCGACAACCAGCCACAUCGUUGCAACAAAACGGCAAUUUGGACUAUCAGGUCCCACUGAUGGAAGGCCACUCCCCCUCAAAUAACAGUCGAUCAUCCCUAAAGCCAUCGUAUUUUUAAGAUGCAAUAAUAUAUGAACACUUUGGAAGCCCUGCCCAUCACCUGCGUAGUGGUUUCAGCAUUCUGAGGUUUUGUCACAGUUUCAAUGCGGCACUUUUCCUUUGUUUUGUAAGACGAUACCACUACUGACUGGAAUGACGAUUCAGACAACAACGAGUCGCACUCACAUUUGCAGCAUGUUGGAAAUGAGCCUAGUCAGGACGGGACAACAAGCAGGCUGCAGUUUUCAAAUGGCUUUGGAUGGUGAGAAAAAAAGCCAAUCAAGUGAUGUAACAAAGUGCAAUUGACAAGAAAAAGUCCAAUCGGAAAAGUGCCAUUAUUUUUAACAUGGACACAGCCUUUGAUAAUGGUUUGUUUUAAAACUGUUUCUUGUUCAGGAAACAUUGAAUGAGUUGUAAAUCUGUUGCUGGACUUGGAAGUGAAACUGGAGGGAAGCGCAGCUAUUCAUGAUACAAAAAAAAAAUACAUUUGAAGUUUGACACAGCUGCAUUUAAAUCAGAAACUGAAGAGACUCUGCUAUUUACUUUUCACCGUUUCCAUCAUGGAGUACGACUGAUGGUCUGAUAAAGCUUUGAAUCAUGUCACCAGACUUACUGAUGACAUUUGUGGAUCGAAACUUCCAAGCAUACCAAGUGUAUUCUGUCAAAAUACCCAUCUCUUCGCCCAGCCGAUUGCUUUUGGGUUGGAUGGCAGCUCAAAGGCUGACGGACUCAACACAGAGGCAUCGGGUCUGUCCACACGGCCGUGCCGUGGACAGGAAGGCCGGUUUGUGUGGCCGAUGUUCCGAUUCAUUGUUGUUGUGACAUUGUUUUCUGUCAAUUAAUUCAGUUAUUUUGCUGUUAAUUGUGAUUUGAAACGAUACCGAUUUGGAUAGACAAAAACAUGCUUCCUACGCAUGAUUGUCAAAAUUAUUUGCGACGGAGGCUGAGAUGAAUGUCACUCGAGAAUAGCAUUCAGGUAGCUGACAGUUUGGGACAAAACAAUAUGUUCAUCUUUUGUGUGUGUGUACAGUGGUACCUCUACUCACGAAAUUAAUUGGUUCUGGAAGAAAUUUUUUAACGAGAAAA